Boleophthalmus pectinirostris (great blue-spotted mudskipper) is the source of this 5837-nucleotide messenger RNA. It is a transcript of the gene mef2d, whose product is annotated as myocyte enhancer factor 2d. NCBI's taxonomy places the organism in Eukaryota, Metazoa, Chordata, Actinopteri, Gobiiformes, Gobiidae. The record is from RefSeq and is a predicted model, not a curated record. Gene Ontology annotation, molecular function: DNA-binding transcription factor activity, RNA polymerase II-specific; protein dimerization activity; RNA polymerase II cis-regulatory region sequence-specific DNA binding. Gene Ontology annotation, biological process: positive regulation of transcription by RNA polymerase II; cell differentiation. The transcript has 12 exons. Bases 442 to 2043 code for a protein of 533 amino acids.
GCUUUCCAAGUGGUGUUCCCAAACAGAUGCGGAUCUACAGCGGCUCGGACAUGUUGUGGACUGAGAGCUGAGGUCUUCAUCGGAGUGAAAAAGACGAGAAACAUGCCCUCUCCAACAGCACACGUCUGAAGUCUGAGCUGCCCAUCUGACUUGAAGAAGAGGGCAGACCAGCUGUGUCCAGUGUUGACGACCUUUGACCCGGAAGUCGAACAUGAUCUGAAAACGGAACGCCGCAUCACGCCCUCUCCUCCUCCUCCCUCUUUUUUGUUUACUUUUCUUUUUCUUUAACUCUUCUCGGCGUUAGACGAUCUCCGAGCUCUUUCUGCGGCCGUGCCAGCAGGAUCACAGCAGAAGAGAAGCGACACACGACGACCAAGACCAUCGAUUGGUGAUUUGUGACCUGACCACGCCCCCUUGCUCCUCCCACCACACGCCGCCAUCAUGGGGAGGAAAAAGAUUCAGAUUCAGAGGAUCACCGACGAACGCAACAGACAGGUGACGUUCACGAAGCGGAAGUUCGGCCUGAUGAAGAAGGCGUACGAGCUGAGCGUGCUGUGCGACUGCGAGAUCGCCCUCAUCAUCUUCAACCACUCCAAUAAGCUGUUCCAAUACGCCAGCACAGACAUGGACAAAGUUCUGCUCAAGUACACAGAGUACAACGAACCGCACGAGAGCCGCACCAAUGCAGACAUCAUCGAGACAUUGCGAAAGAAAGGCUUUAACGGCUGCAACAGUCCUGAGCCGGACGGGGACGACUCCAUCGACCAAAGCCCCCUGACUGAGGAGAAGUACCGCAAGACCGACGACCUGGACAGCCUCUUCAAGCGCUACGGCUCCACCGUGCCACAGCCCACCUUCUCCAUGCCCGUCACCGUGCCCGUGUCCAAUCAGAACCCAGCAGCAGCAGCAGCAGCCGCUCUACAGUUCACUAACAACCCGGGGGCGCUGGUCACUACCACGUCCUUCGUAAGCUCCGCCCUCACAGACCCACGCCUCCUGUCGCCACAGCAACCGGCCCUGCAGAGGAACGCCGUGUCCCCCGGGUUACCACAGCGACCAGCCAGCGCAGGUGCUCUGUUGGGGGGAGACCUGGGGAACUCAAAUGGAGCAUGCCCAAGUCCAGUCUCAAAUGGCUACAUCAGUGCGCGGACCUCCCCUGGCCUGCUCUCCAUCUCCAAUGGCAACAGCAUGGGCAAGGUGGUCCCAGCCAAGUCCCCCCCUCCCCCCAGCCCUCAGAUGGUCAACAGCCGCAAGCCGGACCUGAGAGUCAUCACCUCCCAGGGGGGCAAGAGUCUCAUCCCACUGACAGACGAAGAGCUGGAGUUGGUGAGUGAGAAUGCCCAGCGGUUAGGGGGGUCCCAGAUGGCACAGUCGCUCACAACUCCGGUGGUCUCCGUGGCAACGCCCAGUCUCUUAGGUCCCUUCUCUGGGCUACAGCCCUACAACACCGAGUACCAGCUGAUGAGCGCGGACCUCACGGCGCUGCAGACCUUCACACCUCCGGGGCUGGUGCCUGGCAACAUGGCUGCCUGGCAACAGCAGCAGCAGCAGACGUCCAUGGGCCAGACUCAACAGCAGCAGCAGAUCAACCUGGGCCCCCUCAGCAACCUCGUGCCCGUGAGCCACCUGUCCCCCGGCACCGCUCUGACAGUCAACACCAACCCCAACGUCAGCAUCAAAACUGAGCCUGUAUCCCCCAACCGAGACCGCAGCACCCCCAGCUCCAUCAGCCAGGGGGCGCUCAACCACAUCCAGGUACCAGGGGCCUCCUCCGCUCAUCAAGGCCUGGUGUCCAUCGCCUACCCCGGGGCUCUGAGGCUGGACGCGGGGGGCCAGGGCCGCUCCCCCGUGGACAGCCUGAGCAGUAACGGCAGCUCGUACGAGGGGAGCGAGCGCGAUGGAGGGCCGCUGGAGUUUGGACACCAGGCUGGAGGUCUGGUUCAGCAGCAGCAGAUGGUCCUCCUCAGGCCCUCCUCCACAGAGCCCCAGGACCAGGACGGGACCAGCGUCAAGAGGAUGAGGCUGGAUGCGUGGGUCACAUAAACGGGCUGUCCCCGAAACAUGGAGGAGGAGAUGUGAACUUGCCCAGUUAGACUAAGCUCCCUCCCCCAAAGUUGAAACAGACACACACUAUCUGCCAUACACACAUAUACAUAUACACACACACUCACACACACUCACACACACAGAGUCCGAGGAUGUGACCACAUGAGCUGGCUAUGUUGUAGUUUUGACACAGGACAUAGUAGUGUAUCAGUGAAUGCAGUUUUACACAGCACUACAGAAGGACUGAAUAGUAAUAAUAGGCUCAUAAAAGUCUGAUUGAAUGAAAUGAAAUGGUAGGUGAAAUGAUCACCCAAAUAAUGAACUACUCAAAAUAAAAACAAGGCCUAUGUGAAUGUAAAACUACUCAAGUAUUGAGUAAUUUUUGUCACAAGUUGUUGUUUCACCCUUCUGUGUGAUCACAGAGGAGUGUGGCUGUUUUACACUGGAUGCCCUUCCAGUUGCCAACCAACCACUACAAGCUAAGUCAUACUUCAUAAGGGGUUUGUUCUUGCACCUGGAGCUGUCAGAACAAAAUGAAUUCAUUAUUCCCUCACAGCCUGUUCUUGACACAUCUGCAGAGCAGAAGUUUGCUCUUGCAGGGCUGUCAGACAGCGGCGCUAUGAUUGGUUGGAUUUUCAAGGUGGGUGUUGCCAAUUGUAAAUUUAUUUUGUGAAAUUAAGAAAUGACAUUUUCACUUUGAUUAACAUAUUAUCAACAGUUAUCAGUACUGUGUUGCUACUGUACUGUUGGUAAUCUCCACAGCCACUGCAGUUUGACUUGACAGGGAGAGUCAGAGUGAACCUUGAGAUGUCUGUUCUUGUUCUAAGUGCAAGAACAAACCUCUUACUACUUAUGAAGUAUGAACUGGCCUUAAGCCUGACCACAGUACGUAAUCUUUUUUGUCUUUUCUGUUUAGUUUUUCUUCUAGUUUUCUAGAUAAAGUGUUUCAGUUAACUGCAAAACUCUCACCAUUUCCCAGCAGUGACCACAUCCUUGAGACAGACCACAGCAUGCUCCACUCACAUCCAUGUCUCAUCUGGACUCACUCACUUUCUCUCUACAUUAAAACUCGGCUGUACUCACUCGCACUAAACCCUGUAGACGGGUUGAGACGCCAAACCAGGGAUGUCCAUAGACUCAAAUUACAACAUCUCAAUUUUGAAGAUGAUCGCCAACGUUCACUAACCUCCCAGAACCCCACUUCAAGAUGGCUCCUCCAAACAAGUCCACCAGCUUUCUUAACAUCGAAUCGUCACUGCAAAAUCUUCGGGCCCGACCGCUUUUUUGCUUUUUGCUUUUUGUGUUUUGUUUUUUUUGUUUCUUUGCUGUAGAUUUUGGGCCAGUUUUGCUCUCCGUACAUCUUUCUGUCGGACUCUCAUGCUACACCCGCUAAUGCUUACGUAGCGUUGUACGUUAGCAGCUUCAAAAAACGAGGAAGAGACGCUACAUUUGAGGUAAAAGACUGAGUUAUUUUGAAUCAGGGACGAGCUACAGUGGCUCUAAAGACACUACGGAAAAUUUUGGGAACGACAUAAUGCUGAGAAUAGUGUGUGUGUGUGUGUUUUGUUUACCUCAAAACGGUUGCUUUUUUUGAAAUGGGCAGACAUGUUCGUUCACAAUUGUACGAUCUCACACGCCAAUGCACACAACUGAAAUUAUUUUUGUGAAGUUUGUUUGAAUGGAUUGAUAUAGUUUGGGAAAAAAAAAAAUACGGGGGGGUUUAAAGGGUACCAUGUAUAUAAGCAAUCUUUGUGAUCUUUGGUGUGGCGAGGGGUACGGCGUUUUGAAGGUUGAGAAUUAUAUAUAUAUAUAUUUAACACUACACAUCUGACAGGGAUUGUACAUAGGAGUUCUUUGGAUAUCCCUUAGCGAAAUGCGUUGGCCCGCUGUUGUUGUUACAUUUGUGUAAAUAUGCGGUGGGAGCAGAAGGGGGCGCUGCAGAGUAAAAGGGAAGAUGUAGCCGUGGUGACGUGACUGUUUUUUGGAGUGAGCGACGUUACGAGGACUCUGUCACUGAUGGAGCGCACUUUAACCCCUCCUCACCCCCCUCACGCACACACUCGCGCACACACACACACACAUACACACACACACACACACACACACACACAGGGCACUACGAUGUUAUGUAAUCUGUGCUAUUUAUUAUUGUGAAUCAGGCAAUCAGGAGUCCAGAGCUUAUUUGGCCAUCUUUCAUUAGCUUCAGUGUCAGCGUCAUAUUUGAUUGUACUAUGUAUAAUUAUUGUUCGAUAUUAAUAACAUAUUACACAAAAACAUUUUAUAUUUGAAUAAUAAUGAAAUGAUAUAUAAGUUAAGAUAACAAUAAGUGAUAGUUUCACAAAAUUCAAUGGACAGCUCACAACAAAAUGUGCUUUUACAUAUACUAUGGAACUUUUAUUUAAUCUAAUUUAAUAUUAUUUAUUUCUCGGACAAAGGCAUUGUUUUGAAUGACACUAGCUUCUCUAACAGGCUGUGGUGACUUUUCAGAGGUAAAACCUGCGUAUGUUUCAAACAGACACGCUGUACACAUGUGUAUAGGACGAGCCAAGGACGGCCUGCUCACGGUCAGUUUGUGGUCACUUGGAUCCAAAGCUUUCCUAAACUAAAGCCAUGUUUUCUGAAGGAUGUCUCACAUGGUCCCUCCUCGACAGGAGUGACCUUUGACCCCAGCCAAGGCCGUGUGCACAGGAUGUCAUUUAUACUGGACAUGUCCAGAGAGCUCAGUGGACCGACCACUGAGGACAGACCACUGAGGAGUAACGCUAUGUGCGUUUUGUCUGAAUGUGUUUCCAGCUCCUACAGAUACUGUAUCUUCAACAAAUUCUAAUUCACCACAUUGAAUUGUUCUCUUUAACCUAAUUUAUUAUUUGUUAUAGGUCAUGGAACUAUCUACAAACAAACUUUUGUUUUAAUUAGUUAUUUAUGAAAACAGGUUUGUUUGGUCCAUCAGUCAACCAAUUGACAAGCUUCUUACUCCAAGUGAAAAUAUUUGGAAUGUUUUUAGUCAUAAAGAAAACCUCUUGGAAACAUGGCUGGACUGUGUCAGUAAAGUGACAUCCUUUGCAGUCAGCGUCUUUUGCUGAGGCCUCGCUGGAAUCACAUAUCGACAAUCGUCCUCAGACCCCUCCGACACAGAGCUCCUCUCUUGUUUGGAAGUCUCACUCUUGUGUGUUUUCUCGUUUGAAAUGUGAUAUUAUUCUUGCGUUGCUGUCGUCAUGACAAUGAAGAAUUCUGCGUUAUCAUUUUGUUUUCUUUUUCUUUUUUUUGUUGAAUUUGACUUUGACUAUAACUAUUCUAUAAAUAUAUUUUUAUUUUAUUUGGGGGGAAUGUUUGUUUAGUUUGGUUGUCUGUUUGCUUUGGGGGUGUUAGCGUAUUAUUGCACGGUUUUAGAGACAAGCAGCAAAUGGUUGGGAUGAAGUGUUCUAACCGCCAUGAUGUCAGCGCAUGGAGCAGAGUGACUUUAGCCCCACGAGUUUCACACACACAAAAGAUCACCUAAACAUAUUGAACAAAAAUAUGAUAAAUGAUAGCUAAUAUAUUGUGUUUGGCUAGUCUUUGGCUUUUUGUUGUAAAGAUAAUAAUUUAAUUGUUGUUUUUGGAGAAUGAUAUACAGUUUGUGUAUAUUUUCAUAAUUAAAGUAUGCACUGAUAUGUUAUUACAAAUUCUAUACUGCUUUUACAGAAGUGUUUGUUAUUGUACCAAAGUAUCCAUUGGUCCCCUCCUCUCCUCCCUCUCCCUUUUUGCGUAUGUUUUACCGUAUUUUAUAUAUUAAAUAGACAAGUUGACCUACA